AUGGCAAAACCUACAGUUGUUUUCGUUCCUGGCGGGUUUCAUACGCCAGCCAUUUUUGAUCCCGUACUUCCAUUCCUCCACGCAGCUGGUUAUCCAACCGCUUCAGUUUACUUACCUAGUGUGGGUGUUUCCCCUGGAAUUCCGGACCUCUCACCAGACGUUGAAGCAGUUAAUCUUGUUGUCGGUGGACUUGUAGAGUUGGGACGUGAGGUUUUGCUUGUUGCACACUCUUAUGGUGGCGUGCCCUCAUCGCAAGGACUUCAAGGUCUCAGCAAGCAGGAGAGACAGGCCCAAGGGCUGGCCGGGGGUGUCGUCAGCAUGUUAUUCGUGUCGGCGCAUCUGCCCCAAAAGGGGAAAUCAGCCAUAGAAAGUAUGAAUGAUUGCAGUCCGGAGGAAAAGGAGAGCCCAUCCAUAAUAAAGACAGCCCCGAGUGAGGACCCGACGGCAUUGCUUCCCGAAAACCCAAUUGAGGCCUUCUACCAUGAUCUCGACCCGGCGGUAGCUAAAUAUUAUGCGAGCUUAUUAAGACGUCAAUCUGUGGGUCCAUUCCUCUCGCAAAUCACACACGAAUCCUAUCGUCAAAUCCCUACAUCAUGCUUGCUGCUUUCGAACGACAGAGCCGUCUCCUUGGCGAGACAAAAGCGUGUGGCAAAAAAUGCUGGCAUCCAACAGCUGCUUGGGCCUAUAAAUUGCGGUCAUUCUCCAUUCCUAUCGCAUCCAGAAGAAGUCUCAAAAUUCAUUCGGCAGGUUGCUGGAGAAACUUAA
Messenger RNA from Histoplasma capsulatum G186AR, 765 nucleotides. RefSeq lists its product as uncharacterized. The record is from RefSeq and is a predicted model, not a curated record. The coding region runs from base 1 to 765 and encodes 254 amino acids. The transcript is spliced from 3 exons. Lineage: Eukaryota; Fungi; Ascomycota; Eurotiomycetes; Onygenales; Ajellomycetaceae.